AGCCACUCGCUGCUGCCAACCGCUCGCUCUGCCCCCUCCCUGCCGAAUGCAGCUCACCCACACUCGCGCACACACUCUCAGAUACACAAACACACGCGCGCACACACGCACACACACACGGCGCCCGGAGGGUGGGAGCGCGGCACAGUCAGACGGGCGAGCCGAAGGGAGCGAUGAGGAUCGGCACCGCCGAGGGCAACCGGAGCCUUGUCGUUUGCGUCCUGGGGGCGGCUCGGCACCUCCUGACCCGAAUCCCAUUACCACACACGGGGGUUUGCGGUGGUCAGGCUACUGCCUGCUUCUCGGACAAUCUCCGGGCAAUGUGUGUCCUCCCUAAAGGUGAAGAUAUCAACUGAGCCCCUUUCUCCUACCUCCCCAUCCGAUGUUGGUAUCCUGCCAUCCAUUUUCUCUGCCAACAGGAAGAAAGGAUCAAAAGACAAAGAACAGCAGAAUAAUAUAAUUCAUUGCAGGUUACCCGAGAGGAGUGUCCGUUAUGUUCAGUCUGCACAGGACCAAAUGGUCAAAUUAAUCUGUCACCAGGCGCAAACUAUGGAGAAGGCCCCUGUCACCUGCAUUAUCUCUUUCCGAUUCCACAAUUAUUGAUAGUAGAGCAUUUUGAUCUGAAUACAGAGCUGGAAUGCUGUUUGGUAGCAAGUUCUCUAAUGCAUCCAGAUUUGUUAACAUCCACUGAAAACAGCUUGGAUAUUUUUGCACGGGAGGAAAAGACGUCACUUUUGGGGAUACUUUGUUGUGCCUGGAUAUUUUAGACAGAACUAAUCCAGAUGGCUACAUUCCUAUUGAGACCCUCUAAGUCGCUGACUUAUGGUUGCAACUGACCAAAGUAACCAGCUGAAGAAUUCUUUCAGGCGCCUUUCCACUAGACAGCACCUGUUUUACCAAGAGUUUUAGCGCAUAGAGGUUUUGAUGGUGAUACAGCUUAUACAGUAUGGCUGCAGGAGUGGCAACCUGGCUGCCCUUUGCCCGGGCAGCAGCUGUGGGCUGGCUCCCACUGGCCAAGAAGCCUAUGCCCAAACCUCCUCUGGACAGUAAACGCCGCCAUGAUGAAAUCUUAGUGGUCAACGUUAGUGGAAAACGCUUCCAAACGUGGAAGAAUACCCUUGACCGUUAUCCAGAUACCUUGUUAGGCAGUUCCGAGAAGGAAUUCUUUUUUGAUGAAGACAGUAAGGAAUAUUUCUUUGAUCGUGACCCAGAGAUGUUUCGGCACAUUCUCAACUUCUAUCGUACUGGCAGGCUCCAUUACCCCCGCCAGGAGUGCAUACAGGCCUUUGAUGAAGAGCUGUCCUUUUAUGGAAUCAUCCCAGAGCUGAUUGGUGACUGCUGCUUGGAGGAAUACCGAGAUCGUAAGAAGGAGAAUGCAGAGCGCCUGGCUGAGGAUGAAGAAGCCGAGAAUGCCAAGGACACUUCCUUGCCGCCAGAUAGCACAUUCCGCCAACAGCUCUGGAGAGCGUUUGAGAAUCCCCACACCAGCACCAUGGCUUUGGUCUUCUACUAUGUGACUGGUUUCUUCAUAGCCGUCUCGGUUAUUGCCAAUGUGGUGGAGACGAUCCCAUGCCGGCCACCUCCUGGGCAGAAGAGAAACAUGUCCUGUGGAGAUCGUUUCCCCAAAGCUUUCUUCUGCAUGGACACAGCCUGUGUCCUCAUCUUCACCUUUGAGUAUUUCAUGCGGCUUUUUGCUGCCCCAAGUCGGUUUAAGUUCAUGAAAAGUGUGAUGAGUAUCAUUGACGUUGUGGCCAUCAUGCCUUAUUAUAUUGGGCUGGUGAUGCCAGAAAAUGAAAAUGUCUCUGGGGCCUUUGUGACCCUGAGAGUCUUCCGUGUCUUCCGCAUCUUCAAGUUCUCACGUCACUCACAGGGCCUAAGGAUCCUGGGCUAUACUCUUAAGAGCUGUGCCUCGGAGUUGGGCUUCCUUCUGUUCUCCCUCACUAUGGCUAUCAUCAUCUUUGCUACUGUUAUGUUCUAUGCUGAGAAGAGCACAACGGAGACCAACUUCACCAGCAUUCCUGCUGCCUUCUGGUACACUAUUGUCACCAUGACCACACUUGGCUAUGGUGACAUGGUUCCAAGCACCAUUGCAGGGAAGAUCUUUGGAUCCAUCUGUUCUCUAAGUGGGGUGCUGGUCAUCGCCCUUCCUGUACCUGUCAUUGUUUCCAACUUCAGCCGUAUCUACCACCAGAAUCAGCGGGCAGAUAAGCGACGAGCUCAGCAGAAAGUUCGCCUGACCCGAAUACGACUGGCCAAGAGUGGCACUACCAACGCUUUUCUUCAGUACAAGCAGAAUGGAGGCCUUGAGGACAGAGAUCCUGAUGCACAUGCCUUGGCAGUGCGUAACCGAUCAGCUUUUGAACAACAGCACCACCAUCUCUUGCACUGCUUGGAGAAAACUACAAGUCAUGAGUUUACCGAUGAACACACCUACAGUGAUUGUCUGACUGAGCCCCUGGGUUACCGCACCAGCCGCAGCACCUCUCUCUCCUCUCAGCAAGGAAGCACCUCCUGCUGCCCCCGCCGCAACAGGCGCCGCACCACCCGCCUCACCAACUCCACCAUGUCUGUGAGCCGUGCCAGUGCUCAAGAGCUGGAUAUGUUGAACAGCCAGAAAAGUGCUGCCCCCCAGAGUCGCUCCAACUUGAAUGCCAAAACCCACGACAACUUGAAGCUGAACUGUGACACCACUGACUUCACAGCUGCCAUUAUCUGCAUCCCCACUCCUCCUGCCAACACACCAGAUGACAGUCAGCCUCCGUCACCUAGAGGCCCUGGUGGACCUGUACGCAAUUCCAGCCUUUCCCCUCCAUACCUUCUUCACGAGACUGUCAAAAUCUCCUCCUUGUAAGAGGAGGCUGGGGUGGGGUCGGGUUGGUGAUCCUUUCUCUUUCUGGAGUCCCUGUUGGUCAACAAAGUCUUAUUUAGGAUCUGGGGAUGGGAUCUUCCACAUCAGUGUUCCACCCCAUCCUGUUGCUGCAACCUGGAGGAGAUCAGAGGGAAUCAGCUUUCUUUUUAAGGGUGACAUUGAUACCUACCAACACAGGAAGUUCUUACGUAAGAGGUGCCUGCCCAACUCCCAUACCCCAGCAGUCAAAGCCAUAGAGGAGAUGAAGUGGAUCCCAGAUGCUAUGCAACUUCAGAAGAGUAGAGCAAUGCAGGGAAAACUGGGUCACAGUAGAUGGAUCUCUGGGGUACUCAGGAACAUAUCCCAGCUAUGGGGGAUGGGUUUUUUACCCUUUAGAUAGUUUUCACAAUACCAAACCUCUUGUCUCUGAAGUUGUGAACAAGGAUGAGCUAAGACUCCUAUUUUUUGUUCUCUUAACUGUAGAAAUGAAGAAGGCUUUAGAUUCUAGAGCAGGAAAGGAAUCAAGGACUUUGGCACUCAUGGCUUUGGAAAGGAAGAAGAAUCUAAAUGGUGAAAUCGUAGAUUUCCUACAUUAGUGUGGCCAGGGCGGACAGAUGAGUUGCCUGAAUGUACAGCCAAAAAACUCAGAAAACCUAGUCCUCAAGGUCUAGGUUUCUCAAGAAAGAGAAAACCUCUUUAAUUAAUUCUGUCCCCAGCAUAGUCAAGAAACUGCUGUGGAGUGAUUAGAGCAAUGACCCAUAGAUGCUUGCAAGAUUUAAGGAGGGAAAUGAAAAAGGGGAAAAAGAGACAGAAUCAACAAAGCUUCCAACAAUUUUUCUAUCUCCUGGCUAAGCCAUGACAUCACUGGGGUGGAUGGAGCCUGAAAGUUUCCCCAAAACCCCAGCUGCCACUUUUUCUCUUUCUCUCUCCUUCUCUCCCAAAACCUGUUCUGUCUCUUGGAAACUGCACUUUAAAAGAAAAAAAGUCUAUUGCACCAAAAUGCUACACCUCAUGGGAAUCUCAUGUACUAUGAUCCCAACCAUACAUACACACACAAACAAACACAAAGAGAAGCCUGCACUUCCCCACAUUGUGUAGCAUAAAGACUGUGCAUGUGUAUUAUACCUCCAAGAGUGAGAUCCCAAGUCCACAGCUGCAAACUGUCACAUGCAUGUAUAGCUGGGUUCCCAUCUCAUCUCGCCACCCUGAUGGAAGAUACGCUGUGAAGAACUGAACCAACUCUGCAGAGCAGGAUAACAAUGGUCUAUGUGGCCAUCCUUCUUCUACAGACAUUUUUUGGAUUAAAUAAGCAGGGAGAGAAAGACUGAAUCUUGAUAUUAACCAAGCACUAUAACUGGGGAAGGAAUUAAAGAUGGCAGAAGGCAGAGAAAAAGAAAAAGCACUUUGGUGGGAUAAUGGAUACCGUUCUAGGUAUCAGACCAGCCACAAGGCCCAUAGCAUGCAUCAAGUUGGCCAGCUCUCAUGUCCAGAAAAGGAUUUUCUCUCAAACAGGAAUGGCUUCUUUGUUCUGUGUCCAUCUUGACUGUUUUCUGGUGUUUGUUUUUUUUUUCUAAUUAUAUUGGAUUCUCUCUCCUGGAUAUGUAUCUGGAAUAACAAUAACCUAUUAUGAGACAGCUGAAAAUCACCAGUCAAUUAAGACACAACUUACAGGAUGUCCUACAGUCUUCCACAAAUUGAUGCCCUCCACAUAUACUGGGCUGUUUCCCACAAUUCCUCAGCCAGCAUGAAAUUUGGCCACGCUAAAGAAUUAUGGGAACUGGUGAUGCCAAAUUACAAAAAACCCUGCUCUACUGGAGGCCUGCAAAGCAGCAGUAUAUUAGCGAAUAUGAAUGCAAUGAAAUUGGGACCACAGGAUGCUGAAAGUUAGUACCCUCAGACAGACCCACAUAACACAUACUCUGGCCUUUCUCCCUUUCUUCCUCUCCAUUUGUUUCUCAGGGCUGCUGUUCAUUUAUGCACCAGUUUCCCACACCACAAGUAAAGCAAUAUCUCCAUGUGUCGGAUAGUUAAAAGAAAUGCUGUCAAUUUUCUUCUGUGCACUUUAAUGCUGAUCACAAAUGUACUUUUAACAAACUGGGAUCUGAAUGAUAUCAAAGGAAAAGAAUAUGUCUUUUAUUCUUUUUUAUCUCUUAAGGGAACUGGAAAUUCAACGAUAGUUUUAAGUACAAAUGCUUGAAAAAAACCAUGCAGACAGCUCAGGAACAGAAUAUAGUUUGUUCAUUUUCCUGAAAUCUUUUGGGUUUUUUUUUCCAUUAAUGGUGCUAGCAGGCAUUCUGGGAAUAAAGCAGCCCAACUGCACAAUGAAAAUCUCACUUAUAACCACCCUAAAUGUAGAACAUAGUACUCAGUGUCCAACUGCUUCAGAGUUAAAUUGAACAAAAGUUCUCUAUCCUCAUGAAACUGAUAGCAAUAUUCCCAGGUUUUACUAUAUGCAAAGGGCAAUCUGUAUUUUCUUCCACAUAGUUCCCUUCUCCAAUCUCCAGAUUUCCGUCUGUGAUCUGUCUCUAAUGAAGGCCAUAAGUAUAUAUGAGAAUUCUUACACGUCUAAUAACAAUGCAUCAGAAUCCACUUGCAAAGCUUUUUCUGGAUUAGAUAAUGUACUGCUUCAAGAAUGUUGUGGUAAAGGUACAAGUCUGAAUGGUCCUCUCUUAAGAGUGAAAAAAAAAAGUCACCAAAAAAAACUAGAAGGAACUUUCUCUAACUUAUGAAUUCACCAUAUGCAAGGCGUUUGACUUUUGUUUCUGAUAUGCAAACAAAUCCUUUCACUUUUCGAGAUGAUGGAAUAAUCUGGGACAAUGUUACUUGUCCAUUUUCCUGAAUAUAUGAAUAUUCUGGAUUUAGCCCUCAAUAUAACAAGGUUCUUAGCCCUGCAGGAAUGAGAAAAGUGGUUGGACUAGAAAAGAAUUCCCUUUGUUCUCAUGCUGUGUGGGUUUGUGAUGUGUAUAAUUGUAGUUUCACAUCAACUCAGGUUCCUAUUUGGGUACAAAUAGGAGAAACAAAACUGAUCUGGACUGAAGGGAGAUUGUGUGUAUUUUGAGGGAGAAAUAUGUCAAGCAUAUGGGAUGGGGUUAAUGGAGGGUCAGGAGGCAUCAUUACUGAAGUAUACUUUGAGAGAAGAUGUUGAAGAGAGAAGAUGGACACUGUUGUAGUUUUGUGCCAAUAAACAACAUUGGAUGAGAGCUCCAAAGCA
Pantherophis guttatus is the source of this 6059-nucleotide messenger RNA. It is a transcript of the gene KCND1, whose product is annotated as potassium voltage-gated channel subfamily D member 1. NCBI's taxonomy places the organism in Eukaryota, Metazoa, Chordata, Lepidosauria, Squamata, Colubridae. The record is from RefSeq and is a predicted model, not a curated record. Gene Ontology annotation, cellular component: neuronal cell body; dendritic spine; voltage-gated potassium channel complex. Gene Ontology annotation, biological process: potassium ion transmembrane transport; protein homooligomerization; action potential. Gene Ontology annotation, molecular function: A-type (transient outward) potassium channel activity; protein binding.